Calliphora vicina (urban bluebottle blowfly) is the source of this 904-nucleotide messenger RNA. It is a transcript of the gene Fer1, whose product is annotated as pancreas transcription factor 1 subunit alpha. The record is from RefSeq and is a predicted model, not a curated record. The transcript is spliced from 3 exons. Bases 1 to 837 code for a protein of 278 amino acids. Lineage: Eukaryota; Metazoa; Arthropoda; Insecta; Diptera; Calliphoridae. Gene Ontology annotation, biological process: developmental process; regulation of transcription by RNA polymerase II. Gene Ontology annotation, molecular function: protein dimerization activity; RNA polymerase II transcription regulatory region sequence-specific DNA binding; DNA-binding transcription factor activity, RNA polymerase II-specific.
AUGUUCUCCAUGGAUAAUUUCGAUUUGGAAUCAACAAUGGCCCGCCAUUUCUUCGAAGGCUCUCAGGCCACCAAUGGCUCUUCUUCCUCCAGCUCGGAGUUUUUCUUUGGCGAUGACAAUAGCUCUGAUACGGAUGAUGAUGAUGCCUACAGCAGUGGCUUUAACAGUGACCAAGAGAACAAUGAAAAGACACGUUCACAUAAACGCCGCCUGAAAUGUGCCUCACAGGUGGCACAACAGCGCCAGGCCGCCAAUUUACGAGAACGUCGCCGCAUGCAGAGUAUUAAUGAGGCAUUUGAGGGUCUGCGCUCGCAUAUACCGACGCUGCCCUAUGAGAAGCGUUUGAGUAAAGUGGAUACUUUGAAGCUGGCCAUUAGCUAUAUAACGUUUCUAAGUGAAAUGGUGAAGAAGGAUAAGAAUGGCAAUGAGCCGGGCUUAAGUUUGAAGCGAAAUUAUCAGAAAGAGCCGCCAAAGAAGAUUAUUUUGAAGGAUAGAACUGGUGGCAUUUCACAUUCCUUGUCUUGGUAUCGCCGAGGUGAUCGUUAUCCGGGUAGCAAACUAUAUGCACGUACCUGGACUCCUGAAGAUCCUAGAUCUCAUCACAGUCAUCAUUCGCAUCAUCAGCAGCAGCAGCAGCAACAUGCUCCUCUAAGCCAGCAGCAGGCCUCCACACAAUUACCGCUUACACGCUGCUACAAUUCUAAUAAUUCCAAUCAUUCCUCCGAUUCCGCCAUAGACAACUCUUCAGCUAAUGAUACGUCUGCCACAACGGCAGCAUCUACCACCCAGACAUGUCAUGAUCUCUUCAAUGAAAUGCAUCAGCAAAAUGCUUUAUAAAUUAGGGGGGCAAACAUCCUGGAUGUUUAAAUUAUGUGUGCAAUUAUUAGCAGGGCUAUGAGAAAAU